Adineta steineri is the source of this 543-nucleotide messenger RNA. Lineage: Eukaryota; Metazoa; Rotifera; Eurotatoria; Adinetida; Adinetidae. The record is from the annotation of a GenBank genome assembly.
AUGCUGACGUUCGACGCUGAUGAUACAAUAAAUGGUGUGUUACAUCACGAGAAGCGAACUAAAAAUGAACAGCAUGACAUUGAGUCAUCAGUAACAACGGCACAAGUAUCUCAAUCACUAUCCGAGCCCAGUAUCACUCCUAAAAACAUUCCGAAUCCUGAUAACGAAAGCAUUGAGUCGUCUCUAUCAACCAUCCAAAAUGACGACCUACAGUCAGUAACAACCUAUGAAUUUGAUACUGUUGGUUUUGUUGUUGGCGAUGAGAGUGAUAGUGCCACGAACAGUGACGAUGAUUUAUCAAGUGUUAAUUUUGACGAAAUUGGCAAAUUAUUGAAUAAUGGUAACAGUAGAUUGGUUCCUUGCAUAUCCUAUCCAUCAUUAGAAAUGGAUAUAGGAAGUCAAGAUGUUACACAUGGAUUAUAUUCGAAUUGGUGCUUACAAGCAUUGAUAGAACGAGCUAAAACAGAAGUCGAUCUUCGAAAACAACUUACAGCAUCUGAAGUAUUACUCUUUAAGUGUACUAGUGAACAAAGUUGUUAUUGA